AUGGACUUUGAUACGGCUAGCCAGAGCCUGUCACCGGGCGCUGCCAUCCGGAAUCCUGGGCUGCGACUGCCCGCAACAUGCGAGCCUCCGUCUGAGAGUAAUCCGCCCAAGCGCGCAGUGUGGAUUGUCUUCGGAGCAACCGGCCACAUCGGACGGUCGCUUGUUCGGGCCAUUCUGGCUCAUGGAGACCAAUGUACCGCUGUUGGCUGGACGCAUGAAAAUACGCCUGAGCAGAUGCAGGAGUGGCAAGAUAGGCGGUGCCUGGGACUGCUGUGCGAUGUUCGAGUAAGAGAAACAGUGGAUCACGUGCUGAAGAGAAGUCUGGAGCAUUGGGGUAGGAUGGAUGUCAUCGUGAACAGCACAGGCUACGGUGUCAUUGGCGCAUGCGAAGACCAAGACGAUUACGACCUGCGCAACCAGUUCAGCACCAACUUCCUCGGUACACUCCACAUCAUCCAGCUAUCUCUUCCCUACCUCCGCCAGCAAAACGCCGGUCGCUACCUCAUCUUCUCUUCCACGGCUGGGUCACUCGGUGUCCCGGGACUUGGACCUUACUGCGCGACCAAGUAUGCCGUCGAAGGCCUCAUCGAGUCUAUGCUGUAUGAGAUCGACGCUUUCAACAUCAAGGCGACACUUGUUGAGCCGGGUCAUGUAAGGCUUGACGAACCAGACGACAACAUCGUCCCUGGUGCAGGACCUCCAAAGCCUAAACGAUACGGCCACUUUUCUGUAAAACCGAACCCAAGCGAGCCGUAUGCGAACUUGGCGAGUCCUGCCCAGCACGCGAGACGGAUGGUGCAAUGGCUGAACGAUAGACAGCCCGUCAGUGCCGUCAAAAGUGCGGAGUUGGUGUGGCAGCUGGGGCAUUGUAGUUACCCGCCUCUGAGGUUGAUCUUGGGAAGCUAUGCUGUAGACAGUAUCCGUGACCGACUGAGGAGUAUCACAGAAGAGAUCGAAGAUUGGAAACACCUGUCGUUUCCCGUCACCGCUACUGAUGACGAUGCUACGUCGGAGAAAGGCAGAGCUGGGGACGACGAGCAAGACGAAGAGAACGAACAAUGA
Macroventuria anomochaeta is the source of this 1062-nucleotide messenger RNA. RefSeq names its product short chain dehydrogenase/reductase family protein-like protein. Lineage: Eukaryota; Fungi; Ascomycota; Dothideomycetes; Pleosporales; Didymellaceae. Bases 1 to 1062 code for a protein of 353 amino acids. The record is from RefSeq and is a predicted model, not a curated record. The transcript is spliced from 3 exons.